AAAGGGUGUGUUUGGGGUUUUGCAAUAAAGAAUACAAGAGAAAAAGGAAAAGGAGCAUGUUAUGCUAUGCUACCCUAUCUUAGCGUUAUAGAGAGUCAUCACUAUAUCUUUUCCUUUGUGUGAUUCACUGUGAAAACAAUUACACAAAUGAAAAUACUUUGCUCUCUUCCUCCAACUCUCUCAUACUUUCAGUUCUCUUUGUUCAUGCAAGAUCCAAAGACUGAUUCCAACACAAUAAUAAGAAAGCCGUGGUAUCAACGUGCAAUGGAGGUCACUAGUCUAUGGAAAAUAAUGUCCAAAUCAACAAACAAUACUAAUUCAGCUUUAUGGAAGACAACAUCAAUGCUAUCAAAAUCGCAUCAAGUUCCGACAUCAUCCACCACCAAUAGCAAUAACUACAACAAGAAUAAACUAAGAAAAUGCUCAUCCCUUAAAGUGGCAACCUCGUUUACAAGAGUGUGCCUUUGCGCGCCUAUAUACUCCUACAACGAAGCCUUUAGAGCGGAUCGUGUUGUUGCCCCUAGAAGAAGUUACAGCUAUCCAAGAUCGUCGUCCUCCAAGCCGUUACAUAGCGCUCGAGACCGGAUUUCGCAUAGCGCGAGGAUUAGUACCGACGGAAGGAGGGUGUUUAGGGGUAAAUCAUUAACAGAUGAUGUUCUUAUGAGGAGGUUUGUGAUUGAGGAAGAAGCAAUGAUGCAAGUUAGGAGAAGGAACCAAAUGGAAGUAAUUAGGAGGAGGAGUAUGUUGAGGAGAAAGAAGCUUGGGCCUAGUCCACUUAGUAGAAUGGUUAUGGCACAAGAUCAUUGAUAUUAUUAGAAUUUGGAACACUUGUUUGUUUAGUUCAAUGUUGGUCCAGCCCAACUAUGAUAGUGUCCAAUCCAAUUGGUAAAUUCUUUCUUUCUUUUCUUUAAUUGGCCUUUUUAGUUUCAUUCAA
Messenger RNA from Arachis duranensis, 934 nucleotides. RefSeq lists its product as uncharacterized. Bases 148 to 807 code for a protein of 219 amino acids. The transcript is spliced from 2 exons. The record is from RefSeq and is a predicted model, not a curated record. NCBI's taxonomy places the organism in Eukaryota, Viridiplantae, Streptophyta, Magnoliopsida, Fabales, Fabaceae.